Messenger RNA from Magnolia sinica, 1727 nucleotides. RefSeq names its product eukaryotic initiation factor 4A-3-like. Lineage: Eukaryota; Viridiplantae; Streptophyta; Magnoliopsida; Magnoliales; Magnoliaceae. Gene Ontology annotation, molecular function: ATP binding; RNA helicase activity; mRNA binding. Gene Ontology annotation, cellular component: catalytic step 2 spliceosome; nucleolus. The record is from RefSeq and is a predicted model, not a curated record. The transcript has 8 exons. The coding region runs from base 211 to 1455 and encodes 414 amino acids.
CGGAUACAUACAGGUGGUCCGAUAAACAGCAUGACCGCCAUAUAAAUUCCUAUCUAAGGGCAUGUUCGUCCAUAAAAGAUCAACUACAGCUAGUGCUUCGUUUCGAUAUCCCGCGCGACAUCUCCCAUCCAAGCUCCCUCCCGUUUGGAAGAAACGAACCAAGGGUUUCGCUCUCUCUCUCUCUCUCUCUCUCUCAGUGAGUACGAUAACAUGGCAGCUGCAACUGCCUCAGCGUCGGUGGUCCCGCGGAACCGGAACGGACCGGGUCGUAGCGGCGCGGCGGACGAUGACAACUUGGUGUUCGAGACGAGCCCUGGGGUUGAGGUUGUCAGCAGCUUCGACCAGAUGGGGAUCCGAGACGAUCUCCUCCGCGGCAUCUACGCCUACGGAUUCGAGAAACCUUCUGCGAUUCAGCAGCGGGCCGUGAUGCCCAUCAUCAACGGCAGGGAUGUCAUCGCCCAGGCCCAGUCUGGGACCGGCAAGACUUCCAUGAUCGCCCUCACUGUCUGCCAGAUGGUCGAUACUGCUACCCGAGAGGUGCAGGCAUUAAUUGUGUCUCCCACAAGAGAACUCGCCUCACAAACUGAGAAAGUAAUUUUGGCUAUUGGCGACUACAUAAAUAUACAAGCCUACGCAUGCAUUGGAGGCAAGAGUAUAGGAGAGGAUAUAAGGAAGCUGGAAUAUGGAGUUCAUGUGGUGUCUGGAACGCCCGGCAGAGUCUGUGACAUGAUCAAGAGAAGAACUUUACGUACCAGAGCUAUCAAACUACUAGUCCUCGAUGAAUCUGAUGAGAUGUUGAGCCGAGGAUUCAAGGAUCAGAUAUAUGAUGUUUACAGAUAUCUUCCACCUGAGCUUCAGGUCAUAUUGAUAUCUGCAACCUUGCCUCAUGAAAUUUUGGAGAUGACAAACAAGUUUAUGACAGAUCCUGUUAGGAUACUUGUUAAGCGUGAUGAAUUGACCUUGGAAGGCAUCAAACAGUUCUUUGUUGCUGUCGAAAGAGAAGAGUGGAAAUUCGAUACUCUCUGUGAUCUCUAUGAUACCCUUACAAUCACACAAGCCGUUAUUUUCUGCAACACAAAGAGAAAGGUGGACUGGUUGACUGAAAAAAUGCGUAGCUGUAACUUUACAGUCUCGUCAAUGCAUGGUGACAUGCCUCAGAAGGAGCGAGAUGCAAUAAUGGCAGAGUUCCGUUCGGGAACAACCCGUGUCCUCAUAACAACAGAUGUGUGGGCACGGGGGCUUGAUGUUCAGCAGGUUUCGUUGGUGAUCAAUUAUGACCUUCCAAACAACCGAGAGCUUUACAUCCACCGUAUAGGUCGCUCUGGCCGUUUUGGGCGCAAGGGUGUGGCUAUUAACUUUGUGCGGAGUGAUGACAUUAGGAUUCUAAGGGACAUAGAGCAGUAUUACAGCACUCAAAUUGAUGAGAUGCCUAUGAACGUGGCUGACCUGAUAUGAGAUCCAGCUGGUUUGCAAUUAAACAAGGGCCUGGCUCCUAUUUACUGCCAUGGAUAGUGUGGAAGGCUUGUCUUUUUUGUGCUUUUAUUGACUAGGGGUUUGUGAAUUUGGUGAUGGAGAUAGGCAAGAACAGAAUUGGGCUUUUGAUUUGAUGCUUUAGCCAGGUUGAUGGUUUUGGUUGUACUAAUAUCUUUCUCUGGUGUGUAAAACAAAAGGAAAAGAGCAUAGUGAUUAUCCAAUGAUGGAUUCCCACAACUGUGGAUUCCAUUUUU